AGUGUGUGAUCAUUUUCCUUUCACUCUUUUUUUAUUUUUUUCUUUUACCCUGUGCAAAGAAAUGGAGGCUCUUUUUCUUUCUGUGUCUUCUUCAUCCAUAGUCCGAAGAAGUAAUUCUUGUUUCUUGAUCAGAAAGCAUGAUGUAUGCCGCAUGCAGUCAGCAGCAUUGAGGGUCAGGAACAUGGUGCACAGCCAGGGUGGCAGUGGAAACAAUGUUGUGAAAUCAAGUAACAUAUCAUAUGUUGUGACAGAGAGGUCUGCCACCCUGGAGCAAGGAAGCAAGGCGGCUUUAAUGGAGUCUACAGCAGGGAGCUUGAUUUUGGCGCCAAACGGGAAUGUCCAAACAGAUGUUGGGAUGAAGGAUUUGGUGCCUUAUGAUGGUGGGAGCUCGUCAACAGCUCUCGUUGAGAAGCAUGAUGAUGGCAUUGGUAUUGUCAAGUUCCUCCGGGGCAAAUCUUUCCUCAUCACCGGUGGAACUGGCUUUUUGGGGAAAGUUCUAAUUGAGAAGAUACUGAGAACAGUACCUGAUGUGCACAAGAUAUUCAUCCUAAUCAAGGCAGACAAUAAAGAAGUUGCUAUGGAGAGAUUGAAAAACGAAAUCGUGAAUGCUGAGCUCUUCAAGUUUCUGAAGCAAACAUAUGGAAAUUCAUACCAAGCCUUCAUGCUGAACAAGUUAGUUCCUGUCGUUGGCAACGUGUGUGAAUCCGGCCUUGGAAUGGAUGAACAUGCAGCCGAGUCGAUUGCCAUGGAGGUGGAUAUCAUCAUCAAUUCGGCAGCUAACACAACCUUUGAUGAAAGAUAUGAUGUUGCUCUUGAUAUAAACACGAAUGGGACUAAUCGCCUAGUGAAAUUUGCCACACAAUGCCAAAAGCUCAAACUCUUCCUCCAUGUGUCAACUGCUUAUGUUAAUGGACAACGGCAAGGAAGAAUCAUGGAGAGACCAUUCUGCAUUGGUGACAGCAUCGCAGGUGAAAGAGCAGGGAAUGGAAUUCACCAAAACUCAAUCCCUAAGCUGAAUGUUGAAGAUGAGAUGAAGAUGGUUCUGGGAGUUAAAGAAACACUCCAAGAGAGUGAAAUGU
Cuscuta campestris is the source of this 1079-nucleotide messenger RNA. Lineage: Eukaryota; Viridiplantae; Streptophyta; Magnoliopsida; Solanales; Convolvulaceae. The record is from the annotation of a GenBank genome assembly.